This is a messenger RNA of Trypanosoma rangeli, 1383 nucleotides long. RefSeq lists its product as uncharacterized. The transcript has a single exon. The record is from RefSeq and is a predicted model, not a curated record. Bases 1 to 1383 code for a protein of 460 amino acids. NCBI's taxonomy places the organism in Eukaryota, Euglenozoa, Kinetoplastea, Trypanosomatida, Trypanosomatidae.
AUGUUGUUUUCGCCGGAGAAGGUGGUUCUCACGUUGUUUCUUCUGUUGCUGUGCGGUCCGGCAACAGGCGCUGUUGGCCAGGUUGACGUGCAUGUUGUCAACCUCACCGUUGUAGCCAUUGGCUGGCCGAAUACUGCCGCCGAACUGUCGCGUUUUGAGGAAACUGUUACGUCUGUCGUGUGCGGCCCACUGGCCCACACCGCCUCCAAUAAAACUCCAAUUUCGUGUGGUGGUCUGCUAGCGCCGGUGAGUGUAGGAAAACUUUCAGUACAGGCGUAUGCGGAGACUGUUUCCCCGGGGGACGCACUUCUGGUGCGCCGUACAUUCUGGGGCUGGGCACACACCUAUGACUCCGCCAUGCUGGAGACCCUCACGAGCGCCGUGUCCUCCGUUGCAGGGACCCCCUUGUCGUUGCUUUCAAAGGUGAGUGGGGUUUACACGGUCCCGUGCCGCGGCAAAAGUAGCUUGGAGGUUCUCCCACUGUGUGCAUCUACAAGCAACUGCCUGACGUCUAUUCUUGUGGAUGAUUUGAAGGAAAGUGUGAUGGGCACGUUCUGUGGCUACGUCCCCAACCCAUGCAGCGCGCACAUUACGACGAAAAUGGUCACCCCAAACCAAGUAAUGGUGAACAUCACCAAUCUUCCGAAUACCCUCGAGCUGGCUCUUUUGUUCACGGAUAAGGUGCGCAGCGGUGUUCUGCACGCCAGUCGUAUUGAGCUCUACUCGGAUGGCCAGUUGGCACAACUUUACGCUUCCGACGAAGGGAUGUACGAGAACAACAUCAAGGUGGUACCGCAGUGCGAUGUCGAGACGGGGCUAUGGAUGCUCUCGUUUAUUGCCAUUAUUCCCGUACUAUUUGUUUUAUUCUGUUAUUUUUGGUGUAUGGGACGCCACCACGCAAAGAAAGUGGAACGGAGGGCCAUCGUUGAAGAUGAGCUACGGGCUCUGAACAUGAUUGAACCUCAGGGAGCAGCGGAGACUGCACCCGGUGCACAGCAACUUGUGGCUUACAACAAUGAAUACCCACAAGAAGCCUCUGCAAGCCAGCUGCAGCAACAGCAACAGGAGUUAUAUGAGGGAUACGACCAGUUUGCCGCGGAGGAUAACUUUGUAUAUCCACAAGAGUUCGCUGCUGACCCGCAACAAGAAGGCGAGGAGUAUCAUGACGUGUAUGAUCAACAGGCGUACAAUGGAGUGGAGGGUGCCGCAAUUGGCGACGAGUACGUGGAGCCCCGUCUCGAAGCGACUUUUCACGACGAUGGGACGCAUGUUGAUGAGAACCAGAAUCAUGGCGGCCACGCGGCUUCCUCACAAAGUGGGAUCCAGGGCGACAGAGAAGGCGGGGCAAGGAGAGAUUUGGCAGGAAACGGCAUUAUUAUGUGA